Molecule: messenger RNA, 413 nt
Organism: Staurois parvus
Lineage: Eukaryota; Metazoa; Chordata; Amphibia; Anura; Ranidae
Source: the annotation of a GenBank genome assembly
CCCCUCAUCAUUGGAUUCAGGUUUUCCAAUCACCUCCAUGGCCACAGCUGUAUAAAAUCAAGCACUUAGGCAUGCAGACUGCUUCUACAAACAUUUGUGAAAGAAUGGGUCGCUGUUAGGGGUUUAGUGAAUUCAAGCAUGGUACUGGGAUAGGUUGUCACCUGUGCAAUAAGUCCAUCCGUGAAAUUUCCUGGCUACUAAAUAUUUCAAAGUCAACUGUUAGUGGUAUUAUGACAAAGUGGAAGCAACUGGGAACAACAGCCACCAGUUUGCAGACCCCUACUCUAGAGCAGUGGAGACGUGUUCUCUGUAGUGACAAAGCAUACUUCUCUGUCUGGCAAUCUGAUGGAUGUGCCUGGGUUUGGAGGUUGCUAGGAGAACGGUACUUGCCUGACUGCAUUGUGCCAAGUGUA